Messenger RNA from Patiria miniata (bat star), 3484 nucleotides. Its product is annotated as UPF0686 protein C11orf1 homolog. NCBI's taxonomy places the organism in Eukaryota, Metazoa, Echinodermata, Asteroidea, Valvatida, Asterinidae. The record is from RefSeq and is a predicted model, not a curated record. The transcript has 3 exons. Gene Ontology annotation, cellular component: nucleus. The coding region runs from base 138 to 584 and encodes 148 amino acids.
AUUUAUGCACGCGCACAAUAACAGCGCUAGUACUACAUGUACGUACGUGCACGCGACGUGUACAUUUACCAGUUGAAUUAGAAAUAGAAGAGGAAUUUUGUUGUGGUGUAAUUUUCUGUUUCCAAACGAAAUCAGACAUGGCUACAGAAGAUGAAGUUGCCUUUCGCUCAAUGGUUCGAGCCUCGGGUUUAGGAGAAGUCUGGCAACAUACAUCGGAUGAGUUGAAAUUCAAGCAGUAUGGAUGGAGGACAACCACCAAAGAAGAUUGCUAUUCGCCACAAACUCUUGUUGGUAAUUGGAAUGAAGAGAGGUUUGACAUUGAAAGGAUCAGGGUACCAAAGAGAUUACCGUCACAGUUUGAGCACUACUUUGAAACAACCCAUGCUGAUUCCUACAAAAUGGAAAGAAAAUCGGUUCCUCGUUCACUCGUUCAUUUGGCAGCUCGUGAAGCCAGAGCAUUUCCAGCAUCACAACCAGAGUUAGACCCUCCAAGAACCAAGCAAGAAUAUAAUUCAUUCCAGACAACAUCCAGAGCUGCAUAUGUUGACCCCAGAUUGAGAACAACACCCCUCAAUACAUCAUAGUCAGGCUGGAUGAAGACGGCACAUGUAGACGAGCACUCACAAAGGAUGUACAGCAUAUCCACUUAAUCAUGCCAAUUAAGCAUACAAUUCAUCGUGCAGACAUAUUUUGUUUUAUAACACCUCAGCCAAAGAUUAUGUAUCUUGAUUGACCGAGAGCGAGUCACACAUGGCAUUUCGCUAUUUUUGCUAUCUUGCUGUGAACGGCCAAAAGUACUACACCCGUAACAACCAAAGAACUAUACGCAUAAGAACGGGUAUUGUGUGCAAAUGCAUAUACGGGUGUGCGCAUUGCGCAUGGGUUUCAGACAUUUCGUGAAGUGGCAAUUUGGAAAGUGCAAGGAAACUAAUUUUGUAUUCAAAUUGAAGUACAUUUGAAUUGUAUUUAGAUUUAAUUAAUCAGUUAUCGCUUCAAAUCAAGCAGAAUAUGUGGGAGAGGUGUUAUAAAACAAAUAGUGAGUGCUAUAUCUUGUGGUGUAGCAAAACAAGCCUCCCUCGGUGAUCCACGGAGCAUUCUCUAAUACUCCAUGGAUCAACUCAGAAUCAAGGCUAAUUGUACUACACCACUUGAAGUCACCACCAGUUAAUAUUUGUAUACUAUAAAAUGUAUACAUGAAAGAAAGUUUAAUACUAGUGUGAUAUGAUCAAUUAAGAAAAUUAUGACAUCGCCCCUGUUACCAACAAAUCCAAAAUCAAAAUUAGACGAAGUGAUAUUUCUAAGAAGUGAUAUGAAAAGUAACAUAAUAAUGUAAAAAAACCUUAUACAGCUUCCAGGCUUGCACAAUGAGUCUUAUAAUUAUCAAUCUAAAUUAAAAAAAACAAACAAACACGUAUUUAUGCACUGAACAAAACUAUAAAAUAGGAUCUGGCAUGUGUACAUGUAUGUUGUUGUACAAUGUAAACUGCGUUGACUCUGUGCAAAUCUAUGCAGAUUGUAUUUUUCAUCGAUCAAAUGGCUAAAAAUGUACUUAAGUUCCAGGUUUGUUUGUUUGUUUGUUUAUUUUCCACAGUAUCCAAAAAACCGACAAAUUACAAAUCAUUUAAAGAAAAUCAAAUACAAUUGUAUACAUUUUACUAAGUAAAUUUUAUGCAGAAUUAAUGCACAGAAAUAUAUGUAUGUAUACAAGGUAAUUGUGAUACUGCAGUGGGACUCAUGUAGAAAGCACAGCUUGUAUUCAAUGGUCCCUAAUUUACAUGCACGUGCAUUGAGACAGGAAUAAAAGAAUGUUAAUCCAACCAUCCGUGGCCAAUGAACCAAUGAAAAAAAUGUAAUAGUAGGUCUCAAUGCACACGCGUGUUUGCAAGGAAAAAAGGAAGAAAGACAAUUUACCACUAACAUUUAUACAAGAAUGUGGACCAACACAAACAAUGGACGAAGACUACAAAGCAACAGCUACAAAGAGGUCUUAUCAGAUCAGUGCGUUAGAAUGUAGAACAAUCAACAAUAAGAUUCCAGUAAAACAGAUUUAAAAAUACGUUUUAAAGCAGAAAUAUUUUUGGAUACUUUGAGCUGGUCAUUAAGCCUGUUCCAAAGCAUUGGUCCCUCAUUUUAAAUAGUUUUAAGCCCGGUUCAUACUUCACGCGAAAGCAAAGCGAAAUUUGUGACGUCAACAAUACGUUUGAAGCGCGUCCACCAUUGUUGACGACAUGAAUUUCGCUUCGCACUUGUUUUUGCGUGAAGUAUGAACCGGGCUUUAUGAGCUAGCUAAGUACGGGUGUAAGGAAUGUGGAAAUUGGAAGCUUGACGGGUAAAAUGGGAAUGAAUUUCUGAAUUGCGAGAAAAACUAAUUUAGAUAGAAAAAGGUAAAUUUUUACAAGCAAGCUGGUACAUGAGGGACCCAAGCUGAUGACGAUAAAUAUCCUUAACUUUUAAAGUCUCAUGCUUUAAGAAAAGGGGAUCUGCAUGUGAAUUGAAAUCAGUAAAAUUUAUAAUUCGAAGAGCCUGUUCUGCAAAAGGAGGAGUCUGUUCAGAUUAGUAACAGAACUAGCUCCCCAUACAAGUAUCCCAUAGUUUAGAUAAGAUACAAUCAGAGUUUUGUAAAGUGAAUUAAGAACCGGUCCAGGAAGAAAAUGUUUGAUCCUGUUAAUCACACCAAUAUUUCUAGCAAUGAUUUUACAGACAUAAUCAACAUGACUAUUCCAUGUUAGUCCACAGUCAAAAAAAAGGCCCCAAAACUUACAGCAAUCAGUUUUUGCUAUGAUGGAGUCAUUAAUCUUGAUAAGACAUGGAAGGUCACUGGCUGAAUUGCUGACCAACAGGUUGUUUUCUUUUAAUCUUUUAUGUUUUUAUAACAAUGUUCGUGCAUGAAAAAAUGUUUCUACUUUUGUCACUAUUAAAUUGUAAAAGGUUUAAACAAGAAUUUUUGUUGGAAUCGAUUGUAGACAGUCAUGCUUGCAUAUCUUCAUUUAUAUUUAUGCUCAGUCUAUAAAUGAUCGUUCAUUUUUUUUCAAUGGAUGUUGUGACAUACCGAAGGUUUAAAAUGAUGCCCAGAAUUAUCUGUAAACUCACAGGCAUGUGAAUUCUAGACAUGCAUCGAAGCAACGCAACAAUGUUUUAGUCAAAGCACUAAAAAUCUUUCUUUCUGUACCAAAGUUACCGGUAAUUUUGGUCCAAUAUCAGAUACUGGUUUUGAAUAUUUUAUGUUCCUUAAAUUUCUGGAAACUGUAAAAGGUGUGGCAGGUAUGCUGUUCCCAUAGGCCCAAUCCCUUUAAAAUAUGGGAUGUGCUAACUCUGGAAAUGUUCAUUUGAAAAGCUGUUUUGCAUUCCAAUUGAGGUUUGAAACUUCCAUUUUGUUUUUAUUUUUCAGGUUUUUUUGUUUACACUAUUUUAAACAAUUUUUUUUUUUUGUAAUUCAACUUGUCAUUAUUACAUGUACAAUAAAUUGUAUGUGGACUGUAUGCAA